GCAUGCAUCUGAAGAUAUGGAGUCCACUUUCUUUGACAUGCUGUGUGUUUGUCUGGAAAACACACCAACACACUGAUGCAUGCAUGCACACAGAGCACACUGUUGUUGUGUGUCUUUGAAUGCUGAGCCUGUUGGGAAACAGAAGGUGGACCAAAGCCAGAAAAACCAAGCAGCACUUCCUAACAGAUGAGUGAAUUUUAAAACAGAGGAGGAAACAUUUUCACUUUGUCUUCCUCACUUCUAGUCGUUGUGCGAUGGACCGACCUCUGCUGGGCCGAGAGGCGGCUCGGCGCUGCUGCUCCUCCAGCAGGCUGAAGGCCUGGCUGCCCGUCCUGUCCUGGCUGCCCCGGUACCAGCUGAAGUGGCUCCAGAUGGACCUGCUGGCAGGAGUCACCGUGGGGCUGACCACGGUGCCGCAGUCGCUGGCCUACGCUGAAGUAGCCGGCCUCCCUGUGCAGUACGGACUGUACUCUGCUUUCAUGGGGGGCUUCAUCUACACCCUCCUGGGGACCUCGAAGGACGUGACGCUGGGUCCCACGGCCAUCAUGUCCCUGCUGUGUUUCUCGGUGGUGGGGGGGCAGCCCCGCCGGGCCGUGCUGCUCAGCCUGCUCUGUGGACUCAUCCAGGCUCUGAUGGCUUUACUCAGAUUAGGUUUUCUGCUGGACUUCAUCUCUUUCCCAGUAAUAAAAGGCUUCACUUGUGCUGCUGCAGUAACCAUUGGCUUUGGCCAGGUCAAGAACAUUCUAGGACUCCAGGGCGUUCCCCACGAGUUCUUCCUGGAGGUUUACUACACCUUCUCCAGGGUCCCAGAAGCCCGGAUCGGGGAUGUGGUCCUGGGUCUGCUCUGCAUCGUCCUGCUGGUCACAUUUAUGUUCAUGAAGACGAAUCUCGGCUCUGACGACGCUCCCACCUGCUCCAGACUCGCCAGGAAGCUAGUGUGGACUGUUGCUACCAUGCGUAACGCUCUGGUGGUCGUGGCUGCAUCCUUUGUAGCAUUUUCCUGGAAUGCUUACGGUCAUCCCGUGUUUACGGUGACUGGGGAAACUUCCCAGGGGCUCCCGCCGUUCAGGCCGCCGCCCACCUCAGACACCACCGCCAACGGCACCAUCGUCUCCUUUGGGGAGAUUGUGGAGGGCUUUGGAGAAGGCCUUGCUGUGAUUCCCUUCAUGGGUCUGUUGGAGAGCAUUGCUAUUGCUAAAGCUUUUGCCAGUCAGAACGACUACAGAAUUGACAGCAACCAGGAGUUGCUGGCAAUCGGUGUGACCAACAUCAUGGGCUCCUUUGUGUCAGCCUAUCCUGUAACUGGAAGCUUCGGCAGGACAGCAGUGAACUCCCAGACUGGUGUCUGUACUCCAGCUGGAGGACUCGUCACAAGUGUGAUAGUGUUGCUCUCCCUGGCGUUCCUCAUGCCGGCCUUCUACUACAUCCCUAAAGCUUCUCUAGCUGCUGUUAUUAUCUGUGCAGUGGCUCCCAUGGCGGAUUAUCGUGUCGUGGCUAAGAUGUGGAGGAUUCGCAAACUGGACCUGCUGCCUUUUUUUGUGACGUUCCUGAUGAGUUUCUGGCAGGUGCAGUACGGCAUUGUAGGAGGUGUAGCUGUAUCUGGAGCACUGCUGCUGUACAACAUGGCAAGACCCCAGAUAAAGGUGUCUGAUCACGGCAUGCUGCUGAUGGAGUUAGGCAGUGGACUCAGCUUUCCUGCCACAGAGUAUCUCAGCCACAUCAUGCACACUCAGGCUCUGCAGGCGUCUCCUCCGCGGUCCGUGGUUCUGGACUGCCAUCAUGUCAGCACCAUAGAUUACACAGUGAUCAGCGAGCUCAGGGACCUGCUGCGGCAGUUCAAACUACGGGAAGUGCAGCUGGUCUUUUCCAGACUGCAGCCCUCUGUUCUGGAGGUUCUCCUUGCAGCUGACCUGCAGGGCUUCAGGUAUACAGACAGUGUGGAGACGGCGCUGCAGAUGGAGUCAGAGGAACUCCUCAGUGAAUGACACAAAGACCGUCCAAUCAGAGACUGGAGGAGAGACAUUUGGAGUUGAACAGAAGCAAUGAAGCAACAAGGCUGAUCAGGGACGUUUCUGAUCUGGAACCAUUGAGAUGAUGAAGUUAAAGUUAAACUACCUCCAACAACUGAUUCACUGGCUGUAAGCUGUACGGCUCAACUUGACAUUGGAAAUCAUUGUGGGAUUUCCGACAUUACAGCACUACAUUACCAACAUUGGACCAGAAUCACAGCACUGCCCUGCUCAGAGUUACCAACCACCUUUAAAUGGCUGCUGCUGACAAUUACGUUUUUAUCAUUUUAGGUUUUUAUCAGAACUUUUAAAGACACAGAGACUAUUUUACACACUUUCAAGACAUGAUAGUCACAUCAAUACUGUUUAAGCCUUUUUACACUGGCUCCCAGUAUGUUUUGAAAUAGAUUUUAUUACCUUUAACCCAGAAGAACCCAUGGUGACACCCGUGUAACAAACACUUUAAAUCUUCCAGAAUCUCCCAUAUUCAGCUUUAUGCUUCACAUUAACUCAUUAAAUCCCUAAGCGAUGUAUACUCAACACCCUGGUGUGGUGGUCAUGUGACUGUGACAAGAAGUGACUUCUCCAAAAUAUGAGUGUGACUGGAAACAGAAAUGUGAAAAAGUAGCUAAUUUUAAAAAGCUUAUUUUUUGUUAUUAGGCUAACUUUAAACCCAUUUAACAAUUCUAAUCCGUCAAUAGGGUGUCCUGUAUUGCAUUUAACUUAUUCUGACCAUAUUUCUUGCACAAAUUAAAGUCACAAUUUUGUUAUAUGUUAUGGAGAUGAAAAAGAAAAAGGUAAAUUUGUGUCUCUGUAAGCAGUAAAUGUGUCUAGUUUCUUUCUAUGUUAAAAUAAGAAAUAUCAGAAACAUAAAUACCAUAAACGCCCAUUGUAACGUUUAUGUCACAUCACAGAUCUUUGACAUUUAGGGGUAGAAUUUAAAAAAAACCCAUCAGAAAUGUGUUCUAUGUGGUCCACUUAUAGAACACAUCCUUUAAGGAUAACUGGCUCUGGGUUCUUAUGGGUUAAGGCUCUUCACGGCCUCUCUCUGUGCUAUAUCUCUGUCCUCUUAAUACUGUACAAGCUGGUACUGUAAGUGCUUUGAGAUCUUGGGCUGAGGUAUUUUGUCUGUCUAAGAGGCUGAAAACUAACUCUCCUUUAAAACCUGAUGAUUUUAUGUCUCAUCUUUUUAUUUUGCUGCUUUGUCAUGCACUUUACUAAGUGGUUCAUGAAAAGCACUCUAAUCUAAAAAGAUUGGUAUUAUAUUAAUACUGUGUUUUAUAACAUUUGAUAUGCUUUUGAAGGACAUUAUGUCUUUUAUGAAUGAGGAGAGAAUGAGGAAAAGUGAUAAUAGUGAAGUAUAUAUAUUUUUACGAACCAAAAACUCCCUCUGUUAUGUUGUCCAGGGACCAAAUCUGAAUUAAUACAGUAAGAAAAGGGACAAGGGGUGUGUUAAUAAUGAACAAAGCU
Molecule: messenger RNA, 3479 nt
Organism: Centropristis striata (black sea bass)
Lineage: Eukaryota; Metazoa; Chordata; Actinopteri; Perciformes; Serranidae
Gene: slc26a11
Product: solute carrier family 26 member 11
Exons: 14
Coding region: 255-1985 (576 amino acids)
Biological process (GO): transmembrane transport
Cellular component (GO): membrane
Molecular function (GO): secondary active sulfate transmembrane transporter activity
Source: RefSeq, a predicted model, not a curated record